This is a messenger RNA of Aspergillus tubingensis, 342 nucleotides long. RefSeq lists its product as uncharacterized. The record is from RefSeq and is a predicted model, not a curated record. Bases 1 to 342 code for a protein of 113 amino acids. The transcript has 3 exons. NCBI's taxonomy places the organism in Eukaryota, Fungi, Ascomycota, Eurotiomycetes, Eurotiales, Aspergillaceae.
AUGCUAUUUACAGAGACGGCUGAGCGUGCCAGCAAACCAAAUUCACCCGAGUCACAGCCCAUGUCCAACACAGCUGCCGUGUGCACCUCACGAGGGGGUGAAACGCAACCAACUGAGACAGGGGACGUGCCUCAGGCGUCCUGCAAGCUCCUCGCGUACAUCGCCAUCAUCCUUGACCUCUGUUGCUGGACGGGCGUGUAUGUCGUGCAGGAGGCCGCAGAUGAUGUUUCCGUCUUGUCUAGGAUUACCUGGCAGACACCUUCAGUCCCGUUUCCUGAGAACGCCAGAAACUUUGCCCUCGAUUACUGGGGUAAUCCAAUCACCGCUAGGUCGCAAGACUAA